This is a messenger RNA of Scaptodrosophila lebanonensis, 687 nucleotides long. RefSeq lists its product as uncharacterized. The transcript has 3 exons. NCBI's taxonomy places the organism in Eukaryota, Metazoa, Arthropoda, Insecta, Diptera, Drosophilidae. The record is from RefSeq and is a predicted model, not a curated record. The coding region runs from base 17 to 625 and encodes 202 amino acids.
ACAGACCGUAACGCUCAUGACGCCAGAACUAUUGGAUUAUUUUUUAGAGCAACAUUAUGUGAUGCCGAAACAUAUUAAAAACGACAUUGCCUAUUGCGAGUGGGCAUUGCUUCAGUUGGCUGGGGCAUUGCAUCACUGCAGCCAGCAACAACAAAAUAAUAGUGCCACUAAAGAAUUCAAGUGUUUUAUUGCUACCGAGAUCGGCGAUAUCGAGACAGACUACAAACACGUACUUCGUCUGUUGAGCCUCAGCACAAGAACUUUUCGCAAGUUUCUGUCAGAUCGCGGACUCUUUGUGCGCGACGAUCUGAACAAAUGUAUAAUAGCUAGGGAACUGCCGCAGACUGGACAACUGCCGACUGGAGCGUUGCUACCGAAGCCCAAGCAUGUAAAGCCGCGCUCCUCCCUACAGGAGUUGCUGCAAAAAUGGAACAUCACCAAUGAUUCGAUACCUAAGAAUGAGUUCCUACGCCAGCUUGGUCUAUGCAGGCGAAGGGAACAUGACGCAGUGCCGAGACCACAACGAGCGAAACGACGAAGACGCUGUAAUUACCGUGUGGAACCACAUUUAGAGCAGCUGCCUUCGAAGAAAUGCAAAUAUGACAAUGUGAUCUUCUUGGACUAAUGGUCUCAUGCUCUCCUAUGAAUGCAUUGCAACUUUUAAAUUAUCCGAUUUAAACUGUACGC